GGCAGAAGCGAGAGAGUGAUCUUUCGCAGUGAGGCGGCGAGUCGACAUACGCAGGUCGUGCUCAUCAUAGCAGUCACUUCAUCUCACGCCGUUCUCCGGUACGGACCUAUUUCGUUUGUGUCUCCCGGUCCGCUUCGGGCUAGCAAUCCAAUCCGUCCUUCGAUCGCGUUUCGAAGCUUGCGUCAGUAAUCUCGUCUCGUUUGUGUUUAAUCGUUCAAAAAGCGACAACACAAACAGUAGUGUAGUUAAAACGUACAAUACUUUUAAGACGCUUAGCAAAAGUUUAUUUAUACGGGGCCGCUUCCCCACCGAUCGCGAUCAUCGAUAGAUCAACAGUAGAAGGUGUGAGGUAGCAAAACAAAGCCUAAACAACUUCUCGCCCUCAGUUUUGCCCUGGUGUGUCUGUGCGUUGUUUUUCUUCCUCGGUGCAAGAUAUUUGGUGUGUUGCUCGCGUACACAGCGCGAGUCAGCGGAGAGCCAGCCAGGCACGUUACAUUGUGUGGCGAGUAGGAAAGAGGGUGUGUGUAGUGCGUGUAUCGGUGUGUGCCGAGUUUGAAACCGUGGGAAAAAUCAGUGACGAUCGCGAAAUUCCGGUCCCGUGAAGAAGCGGUUAACAGGCGGCCUGAGUGAGAGAGAGAGAGAGAGAGAGAGAGAGAGAGAGAAAGAUCAAGCGAGGCUCCCAGUUUACGUGAAAGGAUAGCCACAACAUCGGACGCAUUAAAAAUACGCAAAGGCCUGAGCGAGACAGCGCGAGUCAGCACGGUCGAAGAAGCGGAAAGUUGAAAGAAGCCAAAGUUCGCGUUCUUCGCGAUCGCCAAUUUCGCAUUUUCGCGAACUUCUCACCCACCCCUCGUUUCACCUCGUGUGAGCCAGCCCAAAAAUUUAGCUUUCUGUUUAUGUGUGCAACCGUGUGCUUUCGGCUUAAGCGUGUGUUUGUGUGUUGUUUGCCAGCCUAGCGUUAGUGGCCGGGGCGUAAAAACAUAAAUAAAUACGGACCGCUAUAAAAGACUUUCGCGCAGAGAACGGAAACGGGUGAAAGUUUUUUUCAAGUUGCGUGUGGAGCACGGGUCUCAUAUUGCAGAGAGUAGGAACCCACUGUUCAGGUUUAUUAUGUGCGCAAAGUUUGCAUAAUUGAGACUGCCCUUGGAUACCUGGUGAAGUAGUGAAGGGUGCAGUAGUAACGUUCCACUAGUAGACCGUUGUGUGCCGCCUCGCCAAGGGGUGGACGAUAUAGGCCUCUAUAUGGGUGUACUGAACGUGACCAGUUCCGGUGCCGCAAUCGUCGAGUGCCAGCUACAGCAGCAGCAGCAGCAGAACAAGAAAAACGACACAAUCUUCUCACCCAUCAAGAACAAGAUGAAGGUGCUGAAGAAGAUUAAGAAACGCAUGGGACUAGCAACGAGAAGUGCAUCGUCCUGUCCCGGUCCCAACAAUCUGCCCCCGCUACAGUUCCACAGCGUGCACGGUGACAACAUUCGGAUCUCGCGCGAAGGUACCGUCGCCAAGCGGUACGAAUCGUUCUGCAAGGGCAUCACCUUCAGCGCACGGCCGGUGCGCGUGAACGAGCGCGUAUGCGUCAAAUUCCUGGACAUCUCAAACAACUGGAGCGGUGUGAUUCGGUUCGGCUUUACUUGCAACGAUCCGUCCUCGCUGCGCGGUAACCUGCCAAAGUAUGCCUGCCCGGACCUGACGAACAAACCCGGCUUCUGGGCGAAGGCACUGAACGAACGGUACUGCUACCGGGGCAAUGUGCUGUUCUACUACGUCACGCCGUCGGGUGAUGUACAUUUCGGCAUCAACGGCGAGGAGAAGGGCGUGUUCAUUACCGAUGUGGAUGCACGCGGACCGCUGUGGGCCGUGAUCGAUGUGUACGGCAACUCGACCGCGAUCGAGUUCCUCGACUCGCGCAUCUACAUGUUCCAGGCCCAGCAGCAGCAACAUCAACACCAACAGCAGCAACACCAGCAGCAACAGCAUCAUGGCGCUCAUCCACACGCGCAAAGCCAAACGCGACGACCGACGGAACCGGAAAUCGGUAUGCCACAGAUGGAAUCGCUCAGCAUUAACCAGCACAACCAUCAGCUGAUGGAGGAGCGCCCGGUGACUUGCGGUGCCCUGAGUCCCUCCACCUCCGUACGCUACCACAGUCCAGCGCCGGGACUGUUGCCACUGCCCUUCCAUCCGGUACGUGGUCGUAACAUUAAGUUUUCCGCUGACCGGUACGUGGCGACCCGUGCCGACACCGAGUUCUGCCAAGGGUACGUGUUCUCGCCCCGACCGGUCAAGAUCGGCGAACGGUUGAUCAUUCAGAUCCUUAAGACGGACUCGAUCUUCGUGGGUUCGUUAGCGCUGGGCCUGACGUCCUGUGAUCCGGCCAGUCUGCAGCUGAACGAUCUGCCCGACGAUUCGGACAUGCUGCUUGAUCGGCCAGAGUACUGGGUGGUGAGCAAGGACGUUGCGUCUACGCUGGUACGAGGCGAUGAGCUGUGCUUCAACAUCACCGUCAACGGGGAGGUGCAGAUCAGCAAGAACGGUGGUGCACCGUCGGUCAUUAUGCACAUCGACCAGUCGUUGCAGCUGUGGGCCUUCCUGGAUGUGUACGGUUCUACGCAGAGUGUGCGUCUGUUCACGCUUCCGCCUACGCCGGUGCCUUCGUCGUGCGCCACCAGCAUGUACAUGGCCCGGUCACAUUCGUCGCUGGCAGCCGCCACUAGUCAAUCGGUUCGCAGCCUGCAUCAGGAGCAACAGGUGAUGGCGGAAUCCGCCUCCAUGGCAACCGGCAGCUGUCGGACGCUUGCCGGUGGUUCUUCGACGAGCGCCCUGGUUCAGCAGGCGACGGCCAAUACCGCUGCUACCGCAUCCGUGCGUCCCGACAUGAUCCAGAUCAACCCGGGCGGUACGGUGCUAGUCGUCAAUCUGCCUCCAGCCGACGUUCUCAGCCAGCAGCAGCAGCAGCAGCAUCAACAAUCGUCCCAAACGCAGGCACAAGCCACGCUCGUGACGCGCGGUAUGACCACUUCCGCUUCCACAUUGUCCGUCCCACUGUCGACACUUUCGCUCUCGUCGCAUACUGGCUCGACGGGAACGGCCAGCGAGCUGAUGGCCACCAACAACAACAGCAACAACUACGCUGCUAGCAAUUCUUCUGCCUACCCUGAGUCACUGUCCAACUACAACAACGCAGCCAACUACUCGACUGCAGCCCUCGCCGCCAACGGCAUCUACAGCUCGACCAACUGUGUCGAUUGCACGAUCUGCUUCGAGAAACCGAUCGAUUCGGUGCUGUACAUGUGCGGCCAUAUGUGCAUGUGCUACGAUUGCGCGAUCAAGCAGUGGCGUGGCAUCGGCGGUGGACACUGCCCGCUGUGCCGGGCCGUGAUUCGCGAUGUCAUCCGCACGUACAAGUCGUAGACGCCAGGUGAAAACAUACCGAUGGGGGCAUAGCCAAAGAAACCGAAAAAUGGACCGUGUGGAUUACCCGUGCGUGUACUCCACGCGCCAAACAAAUGUGAUUAAGCAGGCAGUGCAUAACAGUUGUGAUUUGAAGGAAGAGGAAGAGCAAAACAAGAAAGAAGGGCGAUCGUCGGUUAGCGAGGAGUUCCAGUUGUUGUUGAUGUUUGUUGUAGGAAGUAACGGUUGGGAAGUAACGUUAUUCCGUCACCGUUUGUUGCGAACCGGUCCUCCAGCGCAUCCCUCCAACGCCCAUAGCGGUGGGGACAUAAAUUAACACUGAUAGUUUAUCGGUUGCAAGAUAAACUAUUGAGUAGUCAAAAUUUAUAGCAGAACAAGUCACACGCACACUGGCGCAGUGGAUGCGAGUUUCUUUUGGGGCACUGAAGUUAGGCUUUUGGUUAGGUUAGCAAACAAACCGCAAGCGUUCGUUAUGGACCGAACUGGAACGGAACGGUGUACGGAGGCGGAACGCGCGGUGAUGGUAGACGAUGAUGCGAUGUGAUGAUGGUAGCCAAAAACAAAAACAAAAUAACCGAAAUGAGGAAUGCAGUAGAAAGUAUGUUUACCGAAUGCAGCAACACAAUUGACUAGUGUGUAAGAAAACCCGUACGGCGGAGAAAAACGGCCGGUGGGAGUGAAUUGAGUUAGAGAGCGAAAACCAAAACCGAGUGUAACGGAAGGGAAGGCAUUUCAUUGCAUUUACACGAAGCAGUUGUGGGAAGGGGCGCGUUAGCCAUGCGUCAGUCAAUAAUCGAACGAGGCCAGUUAUUGCUUGGUGGGUUUGUUUUAAACCCCUAACACUCUAGUUUACAAAAUAGUCAAUUCGACACCUAUAUCCUCCAGAUCAGUGGCAAUUCCUAUGACCGAUGUCGGGACUGUUAAUGGCCACUAAAAUGAGAGAACGAGAGAGAGAGAGAGAGGGGAACAAGUUUGCCAAAAAAAAAGGAAACAAAUGUCGCUUCCAGAUAGGAUGCGCUGCUUCGUACAGGAGUACAUAAUCGUGAAAAAAGGUUAGCUCGAUCGAUAGGGCAAUAAGUACACAAACUGACAAGGUCGAGUUGUUGUUAGGUUUCCGAAUAGCUCUCUCUUGCUUCAUUACCUCGUGUACAGUGUAUGAUAGUGUAAAACGGAUUUUUUUAAAGCAUUGGUUUUUUUUUUUCCACAAUAAUUCAAGCGACGAUGGGCCGAUAGGUAGGAGCUCUGUCCCGAAUGCACUCACGGAGCGUGAUCGCGCUUCGUUCGGUGCACUGUUCUAGUUGCAAACGUGCCGAACGUGCUAUCGGUUCAAUAAUUUAUUUUCUAGUCAAAUAGUCAAAGCAAUGGCAUUCGGAUUACGAGCAUACAAUUAUAUAGUUGUGUACGGAAAUGGAAUGAGGAAAAGAAAUAUUAAAAAAGCGAAAACGCGACUAUUAUUUAAACCAGCAAUCGAUUUUGAGUUUAAUUUUAUUUUAACCUGAAAGCACACGUCUCAUAGCUAGCUAUUUUUGGUUGGUUCUACUUCCGUUCGAUACUUUUGUGCGCCAGGCAAUCAUAGUGGGCAAUAAUCGGUUGGAUUUGUUCCUGGAGCUCGGGGUCCAGGAUCCAUGCUCUGGAGCUGGAAUUGAACAUAGCUGCCAAACACUUAGCACGGGGUGGGCAGAAAAGAAAAAUGGACGCUUGGUCAGUCAGUAGUAGUGAGAAGGCGGAAGGUGCGGGAAUAGCCGGCAGAUGUAAGAUAAGAUGGGCUAACUGCUUGUGCGUUCGGUACAGUCUUUAAAGAUAAUUUAUUGCUACAUAGGUUGGCGCAGGCGGUAUGAUUCAACUGUACAUUUUGUCCCUUUGUUGUUUUCUCAUUGUUUUGUGACGCUACUACCUAAAGAAAUGCAAAACAAAUAUGAACAAACAGAAACCUUCAAUAAGAAAUACAGAACUAACUUGAAAAACAA
Molecule: messenger RNA, 5378 nt
Organism: Anopheles stephensi (Asian malaria mosquito)
Lineage: Eukaryota; Metazoa; Arthropoda; Insecta; Diptera; Culicidae
Gene: neur
Product: protein neuralized
Exons: 3
Coding region: 1243-3411 (722 amino acids)
Molecular function (GO): ubiquitin protein ligase activity
Source: RefSeq, a predicted model, not a curated record